Dicentrarchus labrax (European seabass) is the source of this 1363-nucleotide messenger RNA. It is a transcript of the gene ubfd1, whose product is annotated as ubiquitin family domain containing 1. The transcript has 7 exons. The record is from RefSeq and is a predicted model, not a curated record. The coding region runs from base 186 to 1055 and encodes 289 amino acids. NCBI's taxonomy places the organism in Eukaryota, Metazoa, Chordata, Actinopteri, Moronidae. Gene Ontology annotation, molecular function: cadherin binding; RNA binding.
GUUGUGACGGUGAGUAUAGCUGUACUUGUUAGGCCUUUUAAAAACAUACAGCUCUUUCUCUGUUUGCCAUGGAGUCACACAGUUAACGGUGCACUUCAGCACAACUUUCGCUUCCUGAAUAUCACAUUCAUCCUGCUCUCUGUCAUCUCUUUGCCUGAACGUACAACAGAUUGUACACAAUCAUCAUGGCGACCCAGGAUGGAAGUGAAGAAGUCAUAAUGGAAACCGAGGUAAAGUCAAAAGAAGCUGAACCACUGGGUGAAGAUGCUGAAAAGGGUGACACAGAAACUACGUCUCACACAGAUGCAGAAAACGCCACAACUCAGGACUCUAGUAUUAGCAAUGGGGACGACGCCGAUGACGACGACAAGCGGGAGAUGGUGGACUUGAAGAUUAUCUGGAACAAGAAUAAAUACGAUCUGAAAAUUCCUGUCGAUAACACCGGAGCCAAACUAAAAGAGAGCAUCCAUUCUCUCACUGGUCUUCCACCGGCAAUGCAGAAAGUGAUGUACAAAGGAUUGCUUCCAGAGGACAAGACGCUACGUGAAAUAAAGAUUACAAAUGGUGCAAAAAUAAUGGUGGUAGGGUCUACAAUAAAUGAUGUAUUAGCUGUGAAUACACCCAAAGAGGUAAUUCAGCAGGAAGUUAAAGCCGAAGAAAACAAGAAAGAGCCUUUAUGCAGACAAAAGCAACACAGGAAAGUUUUGGACAAAGGUAAACCAGAUGACAUCAUGACAGCUGUUAAAGGAACAAAGGAACGAUUACCAACAGUGCCUUUAUCCGGAAUGUUUAACAAGUCCGGAGGAAAAGUUAGACUCACAUUCAAGCUGGAGCAGGAUCAGUUGUGGAUCGGAACAAAGGAGAGAACGGAGAAAGUCCCAAUGGGCUCCAUUAAAAACGUAGUGUCCGAACCCAUCGAAGGCCAUGAGGACUAUCACAUGAUGGCUUUUCAGUUGGGUCCAACAGAAGCUUCUCAAUAUUGGGUCUACUGGGUGCCUGCACAGUUUGUCGAUGCAAUCAAAGACACAGUCCUUGGAAAAUGGCAGUAUUUCUAAUGUGCCUCUUUUUUUGACGUUGAACUGGGAUUGAGUGGAGGAGCCAAUGAAAAAUGAAACUGGAGUCAACAGUGAGGCUUAAGGAACAUCUUGGAAUAUAUUGGAAGGAAACGGACGAAUGCCUGUGGACUAAUCAUAUUGUUUUUAGGUUAAAAGUGCACUAUGUGGCAGCAUAACAUUUCUCAGCCCUGUUGAUCAUUCAAGGUUUUCAGCAAAUCCAAGGGAAAAUGAUGAAACAAUUGUACAGAAAUUGCUAACACUUUUCUUCAGUUAUUCUUAAAGAAAUAAAACUUAUUUAAUGAAAUGAA